UUAUGUCCAUACCAUUAUGUGAGAUUCCCCAACACAUUUGUCUCUAUUCAAACCUACUGCGAUCGAAUUUAUGUUGGUGACAUCCAAGAGUCUUUUCAUUACUGCAAGUAUAGACGGGAUGAAAACCAACUUUACAUAUUCGCUGAUGAUUGUGUUUCGAGAUGGCCUAUGGCAUCAUACCACAUAGAUUUUGACACCAUGGCUGGUGCGGAAAAGUUUGGAAAUAUCUAUUUCGUGCGGUUGUCGCAAGACGUAUCUGAUGAGAUAGAAGAAGAUCCUACUAGCGGGAGGAUCAAGUGGGAGCAGGGUAAGUUGAUUGGAGCUCCCAAUAAGGUGGAAGAAAUUGUACAAUUUCAUGUUGGCGAUGUGAUCUCAUGCCUGCAAAAGGCCUCUCUUAUACCAGGUGGCGGAGAGUGUAUUUUAUAUGGAACUGUUAUGGGAAGUAUUGGGGCAUUACAUGCUUUUACUUCACGAGAUGAUGUUGAUUUCUUUUCUCAUUUGGAGAUACAUAUGAGGCAAGAUAAUCCACCUUUGUGCGGAAGAGACCACAUGGCGUAUAGAUCUGCCUAUUUUCCAGUUAAGGAUGUUAUUGAUAGGGACCUAUGUAAGCAAUACCCAACAUUGCCAAUGGAUUUGCAGCGAAAAAUUGCGGAUGAAUUGGACAGGAACCCUCGAGAAAUUCUGAAGCAACUCUUGAAGAUAUUGCUCAUAAUUCAAAUUCAACUUUCACAGAGCAGAAUCAAACAAAUAUGCGUUUCAAAUUCCUGAUAUGAGCCAAGAACAGGAUACCGACAGUCAUCAAUUCAAUGAUCAUAUAUCACAUGCAGUAACAAGCAAAACUGAUACAUCUCAUAUUAAUUUCUUUUGCCGUCAACAGGAAGCUGAGAAAAAAAUCAGAACUAAAAAAAAUGAAGUGAAUCAGAGAAGAAGGAAAUGGCUACCAAUAUCGGAAUAAUGGACGCCGAGUACUUCGUCGGUAGAUUUGAGAUUCUCUCUUGGAUCAAUUCACUUCUUCAACUCAAUCUCUCCAAAGUCGAAAAGGCUUGUUCUGGUGUUGUUCACUGUCAGCUUCUUGAUGCCACUCAUCCUGGAAUUGUUCUGAUGCAUAAGGUCAAUUUCGAU
Messenger RNA from Lathyrus oleraceus (garden pea), 1122 nucleotides. Its product is annotated as spliceosome-associated protein 130 A-like. The record is from RefSeq and is a predicted model, not a curated record. The coding region runs from base 169 to 768 and encodes 199 amino acids. Gene Ontology annotation, cellular component: nucleus. The transcript has a single exon. Lineage: Eukaryota; Viridiplantae; Streptophyta; Magnoliopsida; Fabales; Fabaceae. Gene Ontology annotation, molecular function: nucleic acid binding; protein binding.